AUGGAGGGGCAAUUCCGCCGGCCCAAAUGGUGUUCCGCUCCUCGGAGCCCUGAGAGACACAAGAGUCAGCUGCGUGCAUUGGGCAACGAGGAUGAACGCAGCUGGGAGGUUCUAGACAAGUCGGUCUACACGGUUGGUCGCCACGAAACAGCUGAUUUCCAGCUGCAGGGCGAGUUGGUUUCCAGAAUACAUGCCGCGGUGCUUCAGGACGUGGAAGGUGAGCGAUACUUGGUGGAUUUGAAGAGUACUCAUGGCACCUUCCUGGAGUCCAAGCGCCUCAAAGCUCACGAGCCGGUGAAGUGGCCAGAAGGGCAAAUGGCUUCUUUCGGCUUUGGCCCAAAGGCUGUCUUCAUGGUGCUGGGCUCAAUGGGCGAAGUGGCUCCGCCGGCCAAGCGACCGAAGACUGAGCCGCAGGACGCAGCCGGGGCACAUUGGGGGGGGACCAAAGCUGAGUGCGCUCUUUCAAGGAGCACGCUUGUCUUUCUAAAUAGAAGCAAGAAAAGGAAGGAAGAAAUCAGUGGUGCAUGCAAGGGUGGUGGCUUCUGA
Messenger RNA from Durusdinium trenchii, 546 nucleotides. Lineage: Eukaryota; Dinophyceae; Suessiales; Symbiodiniaceae. The record is from the annotation of a GenBank genome assembly.